UUUCUUUGAUCAGAAGGAAGAGAUUUGUGGAUCAAAAGAAAAAGUUGUUUGUUUUUUGUUCUGUUGUUGAAGAAGAAGAAGAAAUAGAGGAGAAGAAUGGCUGUACAGGCGCAGUUGUAUUCUGAUAACAUCGGCUUUCCCUUGUGCGGUUCUUUGGAUUUGAUCGACAACAAUGGCCGCGGUUUCAAUCAAUACGGUUUAAGUGUUCAGCAGUUACAUCACUUACAACUGCAACAACAACAACAACAGCAACAGCAGUUUCAGUAUCUUCAAAACCAGCAGCAAAGAAAUCAGGAUCUUGAAUCCAUGAUGUUUAGCCAAAACGAGAUUGAUCAGUUCAUCAAAUCACAGAACGAGAGGCUGAGAUUGUUGCUGCAAGAGCAAAGGAAGCGACAAUUCGAUGUAUUGGUGAAGAAGAUGGAAUCGAGGGAUUGCGUUUUGCUUAGAGAAAAAGACGAGGAGAUUGUGAAGGCGAGGAAUAAAGCGAUGGAGCUGGAAAAUAUUUUGAAGAGACUGGAGAUGGAGAGCCGGGCGCGGCAAAGAGUGGCGCACGAGAACGAAGCGAUGGUUUUCUCUUUGAACAACCGGAUCGAAGAGCUACGAGAGCAGGCCUCUUGCCGUUUCGACGAUGCAGCGUCUUGCUGCGAAUGCGAAGAGGAGGAGGAGGAGGAGGAGGAGAAAGGAGCCAUGGUUUUCCCGGCGGUCGCCGCCGAUGACGACGGAGAAAGAAGAAUGGUUUGCAGAUGCUGCUAUCAUCGACGGUCGUCCGUUUUGUUCCUCCCGUGCAGGCACCUCUGUUCCUGCGAGGAUUGCGCGGUUUUUCUUGAUUCUUGUCCCGUUUGUAGAACAGCCAAGAAAGGUAGCAUAGAGGCAUUGGCUUCCUAG
Hibiscus syriacus is the source of this 885-nucleotide messenger RNA. RefSeq names its product probable BOI-related E3 ubiquitin-protein ligase 3. The record is from RefSeq and is a predicted model, not a curated record. Gene Ontology annotation, molecular function: ubiquitin-protein transferase activity. Lineage: Eukaryota; Viridiplantae; Streptophyta; Magnoliopsida; Malvales; Malvaceae. The transcript has 2 exons. Bases 97 to 885 code for a protein of 262 amino acids.